Molecule: messenger RNA, 1641 nt
Organism: Camelina sativa (false flax)
Lineage: Eukaryota; Viridiplantae; Streptophyta; Magnoliopsida; Brassicales; Brassicaceae
Source: RefSeq, a predicted model, not a curated record
AUGGCAUUUGUGUUGGCGUUACUGAUGUCAACCCAAGUGUUGGGAAAAUUAUCUGGUAUAGGUGGUCGUGGCAGCGGCAAAAGCCGGCAUUAUAUACAUGGAGCAGGCGGUGCUCGUGCUGUUGUCGGGGAUGGUAUAAAAGCUCAAGGUGGUUCCAGCGGUGGUUUUGCAGCCGAAGAUGGAGGUGCAAGUUCUAAUAUAAGAACGGGAGGAGGAGUUGUUGGUGACGGAGGUGGAAAAAGUGUUGGUAGCAUUGUUAGAAAUAAUGCCGGUGGUUCUAGAAAAGGUGAUAGUGGCGUUAUUGGAAGUGGAAGAAACCGUAUAGAUGGUACUUUUCAAGGUGAAAUAGGCGUCAUGUAUGGUGUUAGUGGUUUCGUUAGAAGAGGUGGUCACAGGCGGGUUGUAGGAAGUGGUACUAGAAGAGGUGAUCACAAAGGAGUUGUUGAUAGCAUUGUUGUAGGAGUUGGUAAUAGUGGUGCUGCUGGAGGUACUACAACUAGUAGUGAUACGUCUAGCGGUGAUAUUAGUGGUGCUGGUGGUGCCGGUGGUGCCAGUGGUGCCGGUGGUGCUGGUGGUGCUAGUGGUGCAGGGGGAGCUAGUGGUGCUGGUGGUGCUAGUGGUGCUGGUGGUGCCACUGGUGCUGGUGGGGCAAGUGGUGCUGGUGGUGCUAGUGGUGCUGAUGCUGGUGGUAGUGGUGGUGCUAGUGGUGGUGCUAGUGGUGGUGAUAGUGGUGCUGGUGGUGCAAGUGGUGCUGGUGGUCCUAGUGGUGCGGGUGGUCCCAGUGGUGCGGGUGGUCCUAGUGGUGCUGGUGGUCCCGGUGGUGCCAGUGGACCUGGUGGUGCUGGUGGUGCCAGUGUGGUGCUGGUAGUUGGUGCUGAUGGUGCUGGUGGUGGUGCUAGUGGUACUGGUGGUGCUGGUGGUGGUGCUAGUGGUGGUGCCAAUGGAACUAAUGUUGUUGGAGAUGGUCUUAGUGGUAGUGUUGGUGGAGAUGGUCUUGGUGGUAGUGUUGGUGGAGAUGGAACUGCUACUAGUACCCAUGUUUCUAGUGGUAGUAUUAGCGGUGCCGGUGGUGCUGGUGCUGCUAGCGGUGCCGGUGGUGCUGGUGCUGCUAGCGGUGCCGGUGGAGCUAGUGGUGCUGGUGGUGCUAGUGGUGCAGGGGGUGCUACUGGUGCUGGUGGCGCAAGUGGUGCAGGUGGUGCUAGUGGUGCUAAUGCUGGUGGUACUGGUGAAAGUGAUGAUACUAGUAGUGAUGGUGGUGCUACUGAUACUGGUGGUGCAAGUGGUGCUGGUGGUGCUGGUGGUAGCAGUGGUGCUGGUAGUUCUGAUGCUGGUGGUAAUGGUGGUGCUAGUAGUUCUGGUGCUGGUGGUAGUGGUGGUGUUAGUGGUGCUGGUAGUGCUAGUGUUGGUGCUAGUGGUACUGGUGGUGGUGGUAGUGGUGGUCCUAGUGGUGCUGGUGGUGCUACGGGUGCUGGUGGUGCUGCUGGUGCUGGUGGUCCUAGUGGUGCUGGUGGUCCUAGUGGUGCUGGUGGUACUGGAGGAGCAAGUGGUUCUGGUGGUGCCGGUGGAAGUGCUGGUGCUGGUGGAAAUGCUGGUGCUGGUGGAGGUGUCGAUGCUGUUAAGUUUGUUGGUAAUGUUGUUUGA